AGAGGAAAAGACGUGACGCCAGCAGUCGCUCCAGCCUCUGCCGCUGCUUUCUACCUCGCUCGGACACUGAGCUGAGAGUUAAUUUGGUAGCUGUAAUUUGUUGGUUAUUUCCCACAAAACUGCUUCAAAGUGAGAUUCUGCUGAUAGUCCUCCACAUGCCUGGAGCCUCCCAGUUGUUUGUUAUUAUAAGCGCUUAUGUAUUUCCACGGGGUUUGCCGUCUAUGAACAACAGGUUGCUCUCACUUUUCCUAUAGGCUUCCUACUACCGCUGGAAUACUUCUAUUGUUUUUCUAACCAUUUUGUUUUUGUUGGACAGAGGAUGUUGUCAUGUGUGUUUUUUCCUGUAGUUAGUAGUGCAGGUUGUAUGUGAGGUUCAAUGGGAGGAGAAAACUAGGUUACAUCUGAAUCUGCCGGGACAUCUUCUUUAAGUUUUUCUGCUGAGGAGUUUCUCUACUUUUUGGACGGAGGAGGACUUUGGGUUUAUUCUAUAUCUGAAUGUGAGACUCAGCCAUGCUGCUUCUGCUGCUGGUGCUUCUGCCGCUACUGCAAACUUCACUGCAACAGACUCCUCCUCCUGGUCGAUGUGAUAUACCACAGAGGACGGAUGUAUACACCGAGUGCACUUCCUGUGCCGCAGCCAUCACCAGCAGCUGCCCCCAUGGCUUCAGCAAGGUGGGCACCACCAACUGCAGUUACGUGGUGCAGAUCGGCGGCAGGCAGCUGGAGCUGCAGGGAUGUCAUCACUCGUGUUCCAAAUCUUUCGUGCAUCCAAUGUGCUGUACACAACACUGGGGACCUCUGUGUCUCCCCUGCCCACGCUGGUCAGGGAAGACCUGUAACUUUAAUGGAGUCUGUGUGGAUGGAGAUGUAGGCAAUGGGACCUGUGUCUGUAACGACGGUUUCUCGGGCUUUGCCUGCCAGGAGUGUAAAAACCAGAACGCCUUUGGAGAAAAGUGUGAUAAAGAGUGUGACUGUGUGCAUGGAGUGUGUAAUAAAGGUCCAGAAGGUGACGGACAAUGUUUGUGUCAGCCUCCGUACACUGGGAAGCGCUGUGACCAAGUGAGUAACAGGUGCAAUAACUGCAGCCCCUACUCGUACUGUAAAGGAGAAGGAGACACGGCCGAAUGUGAAUGUUUGCCUGGAUACAGAAAGACACCCCAGAACACAUGCGCAAGUGUUUGUUCUAGAAAGGACUGUGAUGUAAAUGCAGACUGCUCCUCACAACGGUCAAAGGUCAUCUGCACUUGUAAGCCUGACUACCAGGGCGACGGUCGGAUCUGCAUACCCCGAAAUCCUUGCUCAGAAAACAAUGGAGGGUGUCCCAGCAACUCUACUGUUUGUGUAUUCAAAGGACCCAACAAGUCCAGCUGUGAGUGUAUGUUUGGUAUGUCCCCUAUCCGCGGAAACCCUGAGUUGGGUUGUCAGCUCGUCUCUGCCUGCUCAGCAGACACCUGUGACCCCUCAGCACUCUGUCAGACUGGACUGGAUGGACAACCCAGGUGUGUGUGUGAGGUCGGUCAGAUUGGCGACGGCCGACGUUGCUAUGGUAACCUGAUGGAGCGUCUCAUAGAGCUGGACCGGAGUGGCAGCCAGAGAGAAAAUCUAACCGGAGCUGUUGCCCUCUUUGAGAAAGGAUGUACACUACACCUGAGUCAAAACGGACCCUUCACAGCUUUCAUCCCCCUGCUGAAAACACCUCUGACUGGUAUUAAUGAGGCGUUGGUGUGUAAAAACCACCUGAUCCUGGGCCAGCACCUCUACAAGGACAUGGAGGGACGAGACUUUGACUUGUUCGGAGGAGCCAAACUAAGAAUUAAAGAAAACAAGAGGUUCAUCCUGAUGGACGACCCCAGCAGACUGUACACUGUCAUCCAGCAAGACCUGCCGGCAGCCAACGGCAUCAUCCACAUCAUAGACCAGCCAAUCACGAACACACUUUCAGACAGCCCUGCCCGAGAUGAAAAGUUUGCUGACAAGACAAUUGCAGAGAUUUUGACUAAGGAUGGAAAGUACAACCGCUUCCUUUCUUUGGUUGAUAACUGCGGGUCUCCUCCCCCUCUGCGCGGUCCCGGGCCGCUCACUGUGUUUGUCCCGACCAACCAGGCUGUGGACCGAGCACGAGAUGGCAGCAUCCUGUACAUGCUGAAUGAUGCCAAACAUAAACUUCAGGAACUCCUCAGACACCAUGUUUUCUCCCAGGCUGUGCUGACAGCUGACGAGUUGGCAACUCUUCCAGAGAUUCAGACGAUGGCAAAUCAGAAGGUCACCAUCACUGUGUCCGAUGACGGCAACAUCCUCUUGGGUGAGAAGGGCAUCCGUUUGGCAAGUACCAACAUUGUUGCAUCCAAUGGGAUCAUACACAUGAUUGAUGGGCUGCUGUAUCCGCCCUCCAUCCUUCCCAUCCUGCCUCAUCGCUGUGACGUCAUUGAGAGCAAGAUCACUGUGGGUCCAUGUGUUCACUGCAGUUACCUCUAUGAAACUGAGUGUCCAGCAGGCACCGUUGAAUUGGAUUAUCAUUUGACUGGCUGUGAAUAUGUCACCUCUCCUCUCAAACCAACUCCCAGUAAAGGCUGCGCGAAAUACUGCAAUACCACCAGACAGGUGCCCGAGUGUUGUAAAGGUUUCUAUGGCCCGGACUGUAAACCCUGUAUUGGAGGUUUCCAGCAUCCCUGCUAUGAUAAAGGAAUAUGCUCUGAUGGUAUCACUGGCAACGGCUCAUGCAGCUGUCAGCCCGGCUUGCGGGGCAUUGCUUGCCACAUUUGUGCAGAUUCUAACAAGCAUGGAGAAAACUGCGAUGAAGACUGUCGCUGUGUCCAUGGCGUGUGCGAUAACCGUCCAGGCAGCGGUGGUGUGUGUCGGAGAGGCUCCUGCUUGGAGGGAUACUCCGGUGACAACUGUGACAAGACGGCCACGCCCUGCAACUCUGAUGGACUCCUGGAGCACUGUCACAUCCACGCAUACUGCACACACACGGGACUGAACACCAUAUGUGUGUGUAAGGAUGGAUAUGACGGUGAUGGUCACUCCUGUACAGCCAUCAACCUCUGCCUGAAGAACAGUCGGGGAGGCUGCGACACCAAUGCUGAGUGUAUCUAUGUGGGUCCAGGUAAUGUGUCGUGUGUGUGUGCCGAGGGCUGGACAGGUGAUGGCAAAGCGUGUAUGGAGAUUAAUAACUGUGAACUAGAGAGUCGAGGAGGCUGCAGUCCCAACGCUCUCUGUAGAUACAUCGGACCUGGACAGAGUGAGUGUACUUGUAAAACUGGUUACAUGGGGAAUGGCAACGUGUGUGACCUCAUCAACCCCUGCCUCGUAAAUAAUGGAGGCUGCCAUGACCUGGCAAAAUGUGAGUUGAAGGAGGGCGGACCUCACACCUGCACCUGUCCUGAGGGCUAUGCUGGAAAUGGAAACAUCUGCUAUGGAUCACUGAUGGAUGAGCUGGACAUGAACCCAAAGCUGUACAAUUUCCACCGGCUGAUCCAGAAGUUCAGUAACUCCCCCAAGGACCUGAGUGGCAACAUCACUGUGUUGGUUCCAUCCAGAGAAGCUCUGAAGAACUUGAGUUCAGCCGAUGACGCGUUCUGGACCAGCCGACACCACCUUCCUCACUUCCUGCGGGCCCACUUCUUACAGGGGAUUUACUCUCUUGAAGAUCUGGACAAACUGGUGGGUAGCAGAGUUCCUACCCUCAACACCCCCACCCAAUGGGAGAUCAACAACAGCAGUGGGGUGACCCGCAUUGGUAAUGCCUCCAUCCUCACCCACAACAUGCCUGCAAUCAACGGCUACAUCCACAUCAUAGAUCGGAUUCUGGCACCUCCACGAUCAGACCUCCCCCCCGAUCCUCCCUCCCUGAUGGCCUUCCUGAACUCCUCCACCAAUUUCACUCUGUUCAGACAGUACUGCCCAAUGUACAACUUGUCAGAGGCUCUGAGUGGUGUUGAUUUCACCCUCCUGCUGCCAACAGAUGAGGCCAUCAAGCAGUACCUCAGCAGGACUAACUCCUCCAUCAUGGAUUCUGAUGUUUUCAAGUACCAUGUGAUUCCCAACGAGCUGGUCUUCCCUAACCACCUUUAUGACGGCAUUUUGAAAAGCACACUGCUCAGCAGCGACUACCAGGUCCAGUUUCACUUAAACGACAAAAACCAGACAUUCGUGAAUGAUGUUCCUAUUGACGGCAGUUUCCAUGAGACACAGUACGGCGUGAUUAUAGUCCUUCCUCAGGUCCUCAAAGUCCGCCGCAACAGAUGCUCCAAACAGAUCAACCUGCAGGUCAAUGGACGAUGUUCAGACUGUGAUGGGCCACCUCGAUGCCUCUUCAGCUACAAACCAAUCAGAGCACAGUUUCCGGCCAACAUGCGAUCUAACUGUAGAUAUAGGAAGCGGAUUGGAUCAAGGAGGAAGUCUGUGGCGGGCUGUGUCAUCAAAUGUCUUCGGGUCACAACGGACCACUCUUGCUGCCCUGGGUUCUAUGGGCAUGAGUGCUUCAAAUGCCCGGGAGAUGAUGGCAACUGGUGCUCCGGUCAUGGGGAGUGUCAGGAUGGUAACCAUGGCAAUGGUGAGUGCCGUUGCUACGAGGGUUUCCAUGGCACUGCGUGCGAGGACUGUGAGCCGGGACGAUACGGAGUUAACUGCUCCUCCAAGUGUGUGUGUGACCACGGGAAGUGUGAGGAUGGUCUGGCAGGUAGUGGCAGAUGUGUGUGUUAUAAAGGCUGGAAAGGAACUUCCUGCUCUGCAGAAAUCAAGGAUGACGCCUGUGGAGGUGUGUGUGACGAGAAUGCAAACUGUAUAACGGGGCCACAAGGGUCAGCUCCUGCCUGUCUGUGUGUGGCUGGAUAUGAAGGAAAUGGAACUUACUGUAAAGAGCUGGAUUUGUGCAGCAGGUUAAAUGGCGGAUGUUCAGAGUUUGCAGUCUGUACUAAAAUCUCAGCCGGAGAGAGGACCUGUACGUGUAAAGAGGGUUACACUGGAGAUGGGGUCGUCUGCGUGGAGAUUGAUGGCUGUCUUGUCGACAAUGGAGGCUGCCACAAGUCAGCAGAGUGUAUCAGAGCAGGCCCCAACAUUACGUCCUGCAGGUGUCAGCUGGGUUUCCAAGGACCAGGGAGGUUCUGUUACCCGGUCAACCCCUGCAGAAAUAACAAUGGUGGGUGCAGUAGGUAUGCUCACUGCGAGUACUUGGGUGGAGGUCAAAGGAACUGCACCUGCCACAGAAACCAUGUGGGGGAUGGCUUUGAUUGCAGAGGAACCACACACAAUGAGUUGUAUCGACAGACAGAGAAUGCUUUCUUUCGUCAAAUGUUAUCAAUUUCAGACUCUUCUGGUCUUUAUGGUAGUGGACCAUUCACUGUCUUCGUCCCUGUAAAGGAAACCAAUGAAACUUCUACUACUGACAAAUGGAAGCAGAAUGGUCGUCUUUACGAUCUGGUUCGUUAUCACUUUGUUUCCUGUGAGACUUUGACCUUCAGUGACCUCAAAACCACACAACGUCUUGUCUCCGUGUCUGGACACAUGCUGCACAUCAGCCUGCAGCAGGGUUCGGUCGUGAUCAACAACAGAUCAAGAAUUGUGAAGAGUGAUUAUAUCACAAGUAAUGGAAUCAUUCACCACAUCGACUCUAUGCUGACACCUUACAGUCUGGAGGACAAAUCGCCCAUCAUGCCUUCCACGAUGAACUUCAGCAUGGCAGCUACAUUUUAUGGCUACACGCGAUUCUACAAUCUUGUGAAGGAUGCAGGGUUACUCCCUGAGCUCCAGAUGGCCAUCCACCAACCAUUCACCGUGUUCUGGCCUACAGACAAGGCCCUCGACUCCCUGCCAGCUGAAAGACAGCGCUGGCUCUCCAGCCCUGACCACCAGAAUGAACUUGCUGCCACUUUGAAGGCUCACAUUAUACGCGACUCAAAGCUCAUGGGUAUUGGUCAGCCAAGUAAAUACUCGUCAUUCCGCACCAUGCACGGAUCCACCAUCAAGUACAGCUGUGACAGGUCCCUUGUGGGUGAAGUUCUGAUUAAUGAUAAUGCAGCCAGAGUAGUUGAGCGCUUCAUGAACUUCAAAGAGGGUGUGGCUUACGGCAUCGACCAGUUGCUGGAGCCACCCGGCCUUGGAGCGUACUGCGACACCAUACAAAACAAAACCACUUACGGCCUCUGUGGAAGCUGCCUGUUCCCUCCAUCCUGUCCGUUCAAACACCAAGACACUGGAAGCACACAGCGUUGUGUAAGCUUUCGCCCCAGGUAUGGUUACGCUCAAGGACUUGGUUAUUCAUACCCUAAAUGGUAUGGCGAGAGGUGGAGGGACUGCAAGAAAGUUUGUCAGUUUCCUUUCUGGGUCGUAAAGUGCUGCAAAAACCACUACAGCCGAGACUGUGAAGUGUGCCCAGGUGGCUUGGAAGCCCCUUGUAACAACCACGGAGUAUGUGAUGACGGUAUUACUGGUUCGGGAAAGUGUAGGUGCGACAAAGGAUUCAAAGGACGAGCCUGUGAAUUGUGCUCCAAGGGCUACUACGGACCCAACUGCACAGCCUGUAACUGUGGGAUAAAGGGGAAGUGCGAUGAGGGCAUUGAAGGUUCUGGACGGUGCGUCUGUAGUUUAGGCUGGGACGGCGAUCGCUGCCAGAACAAAAUGGAGGUGAUCCCAGAGGAAUGCCGUCAGUGCCACGAUCAGGCUGAAUGUGUGAGAGGCGUUGGGUGUCAGUGCAAAUCCGGAUUCCAGGGGAACGGCACAUUUUGCAGUCCAGAGUCACCUCCAGACCUCUGCUCCGAGUACAACGGAGGCUGUCACCAGAACGCAAACUGUAGCCAGACGGGACUCCUCGUCAACUGUACCUGUCUCAGUGGUUACUAUGGAGAUGGAUACUCCUGUGAUCCCAUCAACAGAUGUGUUGAAGAGCAGAAUGGUGGCUGCAGUGACUUUGCCUCCUGCAAGUUCACUGGUCCUAAUGAGCGGGAGUGUGAGUGCCUCCCAGGAUACGUGGGUAAUGGAGUCCAGUGUUUGGAGAAGGUGGUGCCCCCUGUUGACCGCUGCCUGGAAGACAAUGGAGGCUGCGCACCUGAGGCCAUCUGCAAGGAUCUGCAUUACCAUGCCAACACAGCCGGCGUGUUCCACCUGCGUUCUCCAGCCGGGAAGUACAAGAUGAACUUCAGUCAGGCCGACGCAGCCUGCCAGGCCGACGGCGCCACACUGGCCAGCUUCAAACAGCUGGGAGACGCACAGCAGCUGGGGAUGCAUCUGUGCGUGGCCGGCUGGAUGGAGGGGGGGAAGGUGGGAUACCCGACGCGCUUCCCCUCUGUCAGGUGUGGAGAUAAUCACGUGGGCCUUGUUAUAUACAAAGACCCUGUAGACCAGAGCAGCACGUACGAUGCCUACUGCUACAGACUCAAAGAUGUUUCGUGUUCGUGUCCUGCUGCUUACGUUGGAAACGGAGAUUUCUGUCACGGUGUACUGACCAGCGUCCUCGCCACCUACAGCAACUUCUCCAUCUUUUACAAGUUGUUGCUGGACUACAGCGGCUUGUCCUCGGAGGGAAAAGAGGUGGUUGAUUUUCUGUCUCACAGGCAGUCUGAAGUUACGCUGUUUGUUCCUCACAACAGCGGCUUCGCCCCAAACCAGACUCUGUCUGGAAGAGACCUCCAGUAUCACAUCUCAGUCAAUCACAGCAGACGACCAUUCAACGACCUGAGGCACCGGGAAGUCAUCGCAUCGAGGCUCGGCUUCAACCUGACUGUAACCCAUGGCAACAAUGAGAGCUUUAAAUUGGUGAACAAGCGGCUGCUGGUGGAGUGGGACAUUCCUGCUGUAAAUGGGAUCAUCCACGUCAUCGAGGCUCCGCUGACGGCACCUCCCCCGCCGAUCUCCCACGACGCCUCCCGGAGCCACGCCCACUCGAGCGGCAUGGCGUCGGCCAUCUUGGUGUCUCUGUUCCUGCUGUGUUUGUUGGCCGCACUCGGCUUCUACGUCUUCAAGCACAAGACGGACGCCUUCCGCUUUCAUUACUUCAGAAAUGACGAUGAGGACGGUGCGACUGGCGGCAGGACCAAGCCCACGCUGGUCUCCAUACCCAACCCACUGUACAGCGGCUCCAGGGCCUUCAGCGAACCGUUUGGGGAACCAAGUCCAGAGGUGGAACCAGCAGAACCUGAAGAACCUCCAAACCUCCUGGACCUGUACCAGUAAAAACCACCUGAACCAGGAUAAAACCACAAGAAAUCGUUGGCUUCAACAUGCUUCAGCUUUAUGCAGUUCAUCUGUAUCUAAAUAUGAAAUAAAAGUUCACUAAACUCUG
Mugil cephalus (flathead mullet) is the source of this 8278-nucleotide messenger RNA. RefSeq names its product stabilin 1 (gene stab1). The record is from RefSeq and is a predicted model, not a curated record. Bases 511 to 8169 code for a protein of 2552 amino acids. The transcript has 70 exons. Gene Ontology annotation, biological process: cell adhesion. Gene Ontology annotation, molecular function: hyaluronic acid binding. Lineage: Eukaryota; Metazoa; Chordata; Actinopteri; Mugiliformes; Mugilidae.